Messenger RNA from Corythoichthys intestinalis (scribbled pipefish), 790 nucleotides. RefSeq names its product chromatin accessibility complex subunit 1 (gene chrac1). Gene Ontology annotation, cellular component: nucleus; CHRAC. Lineage: Eukaryota; Metazoa; Chordata; Actinopteri; Syngnathiformes; Syngnathidae. The record is from RefSeq and is a predicted model, not a curated record. Gene Ontology annotation, molecular function: protein heterodimerization activity. The transcript has 3 exons. Gene Ontology annotation, biological process: chromatin remodeling; DNA-templated DNA replication. Bases 93 to 464 code for a protein of 123 amino acids.
GAGGCGCCAAAAACAACAACAACAAUUAAACGCCAAAGAAGAGCAUCUCCGUUCAAAACAACAUAAAAAGUUACAGCUCCCGUCUUGCUAAAAUGUCUCAAAGUAUCGCAGACAAAGACGACCACAUGCCUGACAACAAAAAGGGCAUUUCCCUGCCUAUUUCCAGAGUUCGCUUGAUUAUGAAGAGCUCACCGGACGUGUCCAAUAUUAACCAGGAAGCGCUUUUCCUCACCACCAAGGCAACGGAGCUGUUUGUUCAACACUUGGCGCUGUCUUCAUUCAACAACAGCCAAGGAAAGGAAAGCAAUAGUUUGUCAUACAGUGACUUGGCCAACGCUGCUGAGGAAAUGGAAACAUUCCAGUUUCUAACAGACAUCCUACCCAAAAAAAUUCUGGCAUCCGAAUACCUCAAGUCUUUGGAGCAGAUGCAAGAAGAAGAAGAAGCAGAAGAAGCUGACUUGUAAAACAAAAUGGCUACCAUGUCUGGAACAGAUGUGAUGAACUUUUUACCCCCAGACUGAUAGGAGUCGCGCCAAAUUGUGACCACUUAGCGGCACAAACUGGCGACGCCAUACCACGAACUCGGCGCUCACGUGAAUCGACCCUCGCAAAACGAUAGACGUCAAAAUCCCGUGUCAGCAGCGAAAAGAGCUCAGUCGCAUCACUUUACAGCUGAAAUACUUGAAAUUUGUUGUUUGGAAUAUUUUUCCACAUGUAGUAAGUACUCGAAAAGCUGUACUUAUUGUAUAUUUUUUUGUUUAUUAAAUCUGAAUCAUUUCAUAUUACGUUU